AUGCCUUCCAGGUUCCCACCUGCCGUGUUCUACACACCCAAAGAGCUCGGUGGUUUGGGUAUGAUUUCGGGUAGUCACAUUCUGAUUCCUGCCAGCGACAAGCGUUGGUCAAAGCAGACCGACACUGGCGUCACCCACUACCGUGCCGGUAUGUCUCACGACGAGGAGACUUUGAUCCCCAACAUCUUCAGAUACAUCAUUCCUUGGGAAGCCGAGUUCGUCGACUCGCAGCGUGUCUGGACCGAGUAUUCACAAAAGCGUCUUGAGGCCCAACAGCAGAAUCGCCGUCUUACUCUUGAGGAUCUCGAGGACAGCUGGGACCGUGGUCUUCCUCGUAUUAACACACUUUUCCAAAAGGACAGAAGCACACUCAGUUUCGACAAGGGUUUCAGAGCUCGUACUGAGUUCAAGAUCUACCAGCAAAUGAAGAGCAAUCCCUUCUGGUGGACAUCUCAGCGUCACGAUGGUAAGCUGUGGAACCUCAACGCAUACAGAACCGAUGUCAUCCAGGCUCUUGGUGGUGUCGAGACCAUUCUCGAGCACACAUUGUUCAAGGCAACUGCCUUCCCCUCAUGGGAAGGUCUCUUCUGGGAACGUGCAAGCGGCUUCGAGGUAAUAUAUAACUCUUGCCUCCCAACUUUGUGA
This is a messenger RNA of Aureobasidium uvarum, 645 nucleotides long. The record is from the annotation of a GenBank genome assembly. NCBI's taxonomy places the organism in Eukaryota, Fungi, Ascomycota, Dothideomycetes, Dothideales, Saccotheciaceae.